UUUCUCCUCAUUUUUUCUCUUCCUCCGCUUUUCCCAUCUCUCCUCGUUUCCUUUUGCACAGGGAAACCAGAAGAGGAAGGAAGAGGAAGGACGAAGAAAGAAGAGCGAGAAGAAGAAGAUAAGAGAAAGGGAGAGGCUUGAGCUUCUGCUCCACGCCGCAGAUCCGGUCGCACGCCGGCCGUCGAUCGCCGUUUCAUCUGGUCAGGUCGCUGGCCUCUGUCUUUAUGACGAGCAAACCACCAUCCCUCUGCUGCGCCUGAUCCACCUCCCGCCCCUCUGUAUCCUUCUUCAUCUGGCUGACCGCGUGGCUACUGUCGGGCGAGAGUGAGAGAUGGGGGCGGUCACUUCGUCCAUGGCGGCGAAGUUUGCGUUCUUCCCGCCGAACCCUCCCUCUUACAAGGUAGUUACUGAUGAGGUCUCCGGGCGGCUGACGCUCACCGACGUGCCGCACCGCGAGAACGUCGACGUUGUGAAGCUGAGCACUCGGCGGGGAACGGAGAUCGUGGCGAUGUAUGUGAAGAAUCCAAUGGCGAGCCUUACGCUACUCUACUCGCACGGCAACGCCGCGGAUUUAGGACAGAUGUAUGAGCUCUUUACGGAACUGAGUGUUCACCUCCGCGUCAACCUGAUGGGGUAUGACUACUCUGGCUAUGGACAAUCAUCUGGUAAGCCAAGUGAACAAAAUACAUAUGCAGAUAUAGAGGCAGCUUACAAAUGCCUCCAAGACACUUAUGGAGCAAAGGAAGAAGAUGUUAUUUUAUAUGGUCAGUCAGUUGGAAGUGGCCCAACUUUGGAUUUGGCGACCCGUUUGCCUCGUUUAAGAGCUGUUGUGCUGCAUAGUCCAAUAAUGUCUGGCUUAAGGGUCAUGUAUCCUGUAAAAAGAUCAUAUUGGUUUGACAUUUACAAGAACAUAGACAAGAUCCCUUAUGUCAGUUGUCCUGUGUUAAUCAUUCACGGAACAGCAGAUGAGGUAGUGGAUUGUUCCCAUGGCAAGCAGUUAUGGGAACUCUGCAAAGAGAAAUACGAACCUCUAUGGCUGAAGGGAGGGAACCACUGUAACUUGGAAGUCUAUCCUGAGUACAUCAGACACCUAAAGAAGUUCAUUUUAGCAGUUGAGAAAUCUCCAGGACUAAAGAACGGAUCAAAGCAGAGUUCCGAUAUUUCAGAGCCCUCCCGCCGAAGCACUGAUUGCCUGGAACCUGCACGGAAGAGCAGUGACCGGAGGGAGAAGUCCAGACCUAGCACAGACAAGGCAGAGCGUUCAAGGAUGAGUACUGAUCGCAGGGACAAGUCAAGGCGGAGUGUCGACCGGCAGGAGAAAGCAAGGACCAGUGUUGACCAAGUGGAGAAACCUCGGAAGAGCACGGAUCAACCUCCAGACAGAGCAAGGAACAGCAUUGAUCGCUUUGGCGACAUGAUGAGGUCGGUGGGCUUGUGCAAUACUGACUGUUUCAGGAUUUCGGCUUCUCGGGUGUUAGAGGACAAAGAAGCUCACUUUUCCAAGGAGUGGCCCGUCUCAUCCCAUAAGAUUGUGUUGGGGAUGGUCCAUUCAAAUAGGUGGAUUUACAAAUCUGGAUACCAACUGUUGAUUCAGAUAUACUCCGGCCAUAGGCAAUUUGAGCAGCUGCGACUCUCUUCCCUUCCCCUUUAGCCAUGCUUCCAGAACAUUGGUCUCCUCCAUGCAGUUCGCCUGUUUUGCUGCAACUCCCAUGUAUGGUGCAGCAUUUCUGAACGCCUCCGAUGGUUCAAGUUAGUAGUUGCAGUAACCAUUGCCAACUGAGUCGGAUCAGGUGCCGCUGCUGAAGACGUCGGAAUGUUCGAUAGAUGGGACACAGGUGGACCAGGCACAAGCUGGAAAUAGCCAGAAAGUUUGACGCGGGCGGCGAUCCAAUUGCAAGCCUAGGCGGUAGUGGGUUUUGUAUAGUAUCUGAAGCUCUAAAUGCCCGUCGUCCCCAGCUGAGAGUUGGCGGACAAUCUGGCCUGCAUUUGAGUUCUGGAAGAGGCUGGAUACCGUGCUUCAGCUAGAGGGGGCCAUCCAGGUUUAUUUUAAAGCCUUAAAUCUUUUCAAGAUUUUGUUUUCCUAUGAACUAAAGCGAAGAAGAGGAAUUGGUGAGGUUUCGUUAGAGAAAAUGGUGGAACCUCGUGGUUUUGGUUUUUUA
Messenger RNA from Nymphaea colorata (pocket water lily), 2159 nucleotides. RefSeq lists its product as uncharacterized. The coding region runs from base 332 to 1651 and encodes 439 amino acids. Lineage: Eukaryota; Viridiplantae; Streptophyta; Magnoliopsida; Nymphaeales; Nymphaeaceae. The record is from RefSeq and is a predicted model, not a curated record. The transcript has 7 exons.